AUGUUCAACGCUGCCCUUCGUGCCGUCCGCCCUGUCGUGCGUAGCACGCGCAGGUCAACCCCUUCCACCGCUCUCCGCGCUCUUUCCACCACCACUCCCCGUUUUUCGGGCCCCGCUCCUCCUUCACUCUUCGGAGAGGGUGCCAAGGCCGGUGAAAUUCCUUCCGACGAGCAGCAAGCGACUGGUCUGGAGCGUUUCCAGCUUCUUGGGGAGAUGCAGGGUGUUGAAGCGUUUGACUUGGAGCCUCUUGACUCGAGUCGUGUGGGCACCCUUGAAGACCCGAUUAAAGUCUUUUCAUUGGACACGUCUCGUAUUGUUGGAUGCACUGGUUCGCCAGCCGAAAGCCAUGAGUUGCAUUGGUUUACUGUUAAGAAGGAGAAAAACCGCCGUUGCCCUGAAUGCGGCUCUGUCUAUGUACUUGAUUUCCAGGGCGUGGAACACCAUGAUGCUCACCACCAUUAG
Molecule: messenger RNA, 462 nt
Organism: Suillus fuscotomentosus
Lineage: Eukaryota; Fungi; Basidiomycota; Agaricomycetes; Boletales; Suillaceae
Product: cytochrome c oxidase polypeptide IV
Exons: 3
Coding region: 1-462 (153 amino acids)
Biological process (GO): mitochondrial electron transport, cytochrome c to oxygen
Cellular component (GO): mitochondrial envelope
Source: RefSeq, a predicted model, not a curated record